This is a messenger RNA of Capsella rubella, 1710 nucleotides long. Its product is annotated as nodulation protein H. The record is from RefSeq and is a predicted model, not a curated record. NCBI's taxonomy places the organism in Eukaryota, Viridiplantae, Streptophyta, Magnoliopsida, Brassicales, Brassicaceae. The transcript is spliced from 6 exons. The coding region runs from base 332 to 1366 and encodes 344 amino acids.
UCUCCUGUGUAAGUGCAAACAUCUAAAUUCCCAAGAAACAAAAAGAAGUUUAAUUAGAGAUCCGUAAAUUCAAAGCAACAUCAACGUUCUUAAGCAUCUCCUUAAUCAUUUGUUUUUUAUAAAAAUUUAUUUUUAUUUUCCUGGAAAAUUUUUCUUUAUUGAUCAGAGAAAAAAGCUACUUUGUGUUUUCGAUUCAUUCAUUAUUGUGUUUUUUUUUAGCUGGAAGGUGUCUGAAUAAUUCAAUGCUCUCUUCUUCUCCUCCUCUCUAAAUCUCUCUCUCUCCUCCUCUCUCUCUCUAUCUUUGUCUCUCUAUCUCGUUUCUGAAGCUGCCAUGGGCGAUGAACACUCUCUCAUCCCAAAGGAUAGUUUUGUCUUCAAGCUUCCUAAAAAGUCCCCACUUGUGUUAAGGAUGGUUGUGCUCUUGUUUGUGAUGGUAUGUGCUGUUUACAUUUGCUCCAUUUGUUUGAAGCAAAUUGGUGUUGUACCUAGUGCUGGGUUCUUGAAUGUUGAAGUGUUUGAGAGGCAGUGUCCUGAGCCUAAUAUUGAACCUUGGGAUAUACCUUAUGUUCAUUAUCCUAAACCUAAGACUUAUAGCAGGGAGGAAUGUUCGUGCAAUCCCGUUAGGUAUUUCGCGAUUCUAUCGAUGCAGAGAUCUGGUAGCGGCUGGUUUGAGACUUUACUUAACAAUCAUACUAACAUAAGCUCGAAUGGAGAGAUCUUUUCGGUUAAAGAUAGGAGGGCUAAUGUGUCGACCAUUUUCGAGACCUUGGAUAAAGUAUAUAAUUUAGAUUGGUUGAGUAGUGCUUCUAAGAAUGAGUGCACCUCUGCUGUUGGUUUGAAGUGGAUGCUUAACCAGGGUCUAAUGAAACACCAUGAAGAGAUAGUAGAAUACUUUAAAACCCGAGGCGUAUCUGCUAUUUUCCUCUUUAGAAGAAACCUCUUACGCCGGAUGAUUUCAGUUCUUGCAAACUCUUACGAUAGAGAUGCUAAGCUAUUAAAUGGUACACACAAGUCCCACGUCCACUCCCCUAAAGAGGCUGAGAUAUUGGCGCGGUACAAGCCAUUAAUCAACACAAGUCUUUUGAUACCUGAUCUGAAGCAGGUUAAAGAGAUGACUUCAAAAGCACUUGCUUACUUUAAUACCACUCGCCAUAUCUUCCUUUACUAUGAAGAUGUUGUCAAGAACCGCACUAAACUAGAUGAUGUCCAAGAGUUUCUAAAGGUCCCAAAACUCAAUUUAAAGAGUAGGCAAGUAAAGAUUCAUCAUGGUCCGUUGUCGCAGCAUGUACAAAACUGGGAAGAGGUUCAAACAACACUGAAAGGGACCGAUUUUGAAAACUAUCUACUAGAAGAUUACCGCAGGUGAAUUAACUCUAGGAGAGAGUGAUGUACAUAAACCUCUCUCAGCAGAAAGGUCAGACCAACUUGGUAGGAAAGUUUUGGUAGUGCCACGAACAGGUUUUGCAAGUCUUUUAUCUUGUUUAGUUUAUCUCUGUUUCUUCCAAGGGUUUAAUCAAGUUAGCUUUUAAUUCGAUUCAUUCUUUAUCAGGUUACUAAGAGUUCUCUUGUAAUCGGAAACAAUGAUCUGGUUCAUCCUCUUAUUUGCUUCUAAUGAUUAGUACAAAGAACAAAGAUCUGCCACUUUGAUUGUUGGAUUAUGGAGUUGUUUAUCACAUUGGUUGAUAUGUAUUGAGUUCAGUUGAUUUUGUA